This is a messenger RNA of Diplodia corticola, 7200 nucleotides long. RefSeq names its product proteophosphoglycan ppg4. The transcript is spliced from 3 exons. Lineage: Eukaryota; Fungi; Ascomycota; Dothideomycetes; Botryosphaeriales; Botryosphaeriaceae. The record is from RefSeq and is a predicted model, not a curated record. The coding region runs from base 1 to 7200 and encodes 2399 amino acids.
AUGCUCAGCAUGCUGUUCGCUCGCUCUCCCCUCGCGGCUUUGGCCGUCAGCCUUUCCUUUGCUGUGACCGAUGCUGCCGUUGCAGACCGAAGGAGUCCGGCGCCUGCAGGCCUGAGAAAGGGCUUCCUGGACUACUUCAAUCUCUUCGGAAAGCGUCAAGACGACUUCUGCGUACCAUCAAACGACUACUAUCAGAUCCUCUCCACCCACACGUCCGCCCCUGAACUGUGCGCAACUUUGCUGGGACGACCUACCGACACCGUCCAUGUCGUUGUCACCCCCGUCUCCACCGUCACCCAGGCCACUUCUACUCGUGUCGCCACCGUAAAUAACAUUGUCAGCGUUACCGUUACCAGCACCAGCACAGUCACGCCGACAUCGCUUGCCGCAAGAGCGCCAGAGCCCACACCUGGCCCUGAACUUGCAAAAAGACUGGCCGAUGCUGAGGCCAUCCGCAAUUUCAUACGCAACUUGGAAGAAAGUUCCUCUUUUGACUCCACUGCCACCGCUUUGAAUUCAAUCAGCUCGGGUUUGUCGAGUGCUUGUGAUUGCCUUGGCCUGCCGACGCCAGGAACCACUACUCAGACUCUGUCUGGCCCUCCUAACUCUACUGUUACAAUCGCUGCUUUUGCAAGGACGACAAGGACCUCGAACAGCAGUAUCGUCUUCCACGAGGUCGUCACCGUGACAGCUGGCCAGGAGUCAAGUUCAGCAGGAGCUAGCGGUUCUGCCACUGCCACUGGCACAGGACCCGAAUCUACUGGCAUUCCCAUUGGAGAAGGCGUCAGCUGCCCAGCGGACGACGAAUCAGUGAAGAACUAUGUCCUGAAUAGCCAAACUUACGCUUACCGGAUCCACUGUGGCCUGGACUUCACCGAUAAAACUGCUCUUGAGCAGCCCGCGGAUGAUUCGGCUGAAUGUGCGGCUCUCUGCUCGACAUACAGCCAGGGAGCCAACGCUGCUGUCUGCAAAGGGUUUGUUUUCAAGAACGGCCGUUGUUACUUGAAGAGAAGCAUCACUAGCGACCUGUCUGUCGCAUCUCCUGGCACUGUUUCCGGCGAGCUGUACCGUGUCGGUGAAUUCAACAACACGGGAAAUGCGACUUUCACGUCAGCUCCGUCCGACUUCACGCUCACGACCACCACCGUCUCGCUCUCGACGACGUCUGCCAUCCCCCAGUGCGGCCCUUAUGACUCUACCGAGAGUGCGUCAUCGACGUACUUCUCCACGGUUUACACGGACGACGGAGGUACUGUACACAUGUCUUGGACCUCCCAGUACGCGUACGCCGCGACGAACCAGCGAGUGUGUACCUACAACAAUACUGCUGUGUUUACCAAUACCGACCUCAUCACCGUCCCUGCAACUACGAUCGUGAGCACCGUGACCUCGACUGGAACCGUGACCGGCCUCCGAACUUUUACCUCGGAUGGAUCAAUCAUAGUUGAGGCUUCUGGAGGGACUGAGUACGCACCCGGCGCGACAAUCACCACAGGCGGCUCGGCAACUUCCACCAGUACCCGCAAGGUGGUCAUUCCCACGGCCGCCACGGGCCUUGUUGGAAAGUUCAACACGACUAUCGUUUCAGGAGGCUCCACUCUUGUUGAGGAGUACACGUACAGCUCUACGUCCGCUAGUCUUGUGACUGUUAUCGAAGCUACCUCGACCUCCAAUGCAACGGGUGGCUCGGGCAUCUCUGCUCCUGAAACCACCCUCACAACCACUUCAACCGGGACCUCGGUGAUUUCCGGCGAGACAACCGAAGUGGUUUCUACGCUCACUUCCACUGCUACCGGCAGCUCGGAGGAGAGCAGCCCAACAACAAUCACAACUGAAAGCACCGCCACCACUGUCAUCUCCGGGGUGACGACCGAGGUGGUUUCCACGCUUACUUCGACUGCAACGGGUGGCUCAGCAGAGUCCAGCCCCAGCGGAUCCCCGAGUAACUCGACAGUCACAACAACGACUACUGGCACUACGGUCAUCUCUGGCUCAACGACGGUUUUGACAGCUACGAUCACUUCGACCGCAACGGGCGAGUCGACGGAACUGGCUGCUACCGGAUCGACUACCGCGACUGGUGGGUCAGGUGAAUCUGCGCCAAGCAACUCAACCAUCACGUCAACGGCCGUCGAGACCACAGUAGUUUCUGGUGUGACUACGGAACUGACCUCCACCAUCACCUCGAUCGCAACUGGCGGAUCUAGCGAAUCUGCGCCGACCACCGGGGAAUCGCUGAGCAGCACUCAGGAUGAGCGCACCGGUACGGCUUCAACUGAGUCCAGCGCCACGACUAACUCGACUGCUACUGGUGGCUCAUCCGAAUCGGGCCCUGCUUCUGCAACCACCUCUGAGCUGUCAACAAUUUCCAGCACAUUGACAACUAGACUCACUGUGAGCACGGCAGUUACUGUAGUGACAUCGAAUGUAUCAACCUCCACAUCUACUGGCGCGGGCGGAGAGACUAUUCUGGUUCCUAGCGAGACCGUCUUGACUUCGAGUUCAUUUAUUGUCGUCUCCAGCCGGGUCGACGAAUCGAGUGCGACGGAGACGGGUGGCUCAACCGAAUCGGCUCCCUCGAACUCGACUGCGGUUGGCAGCGGCACGGGAACUGGAACUUUUACUUUCAGCGGAGACUCUGGCCUUCGCACUGGCACUUUCAUCACCACCCAAACCAAUGGAUCCCUUACGACUGUGGUUACAUAUACGAGUGCUGUCCCUGUUAGCUCCGCAUCGUAUAACGGAACAGCCACCUCAAGUGAGAAUCUAAGCAGCACCGAAGGUCAGCGUACAGGCACAGCAACGACAGGCAGUGGAUCGAGCGUGACAGCCCCGUCAAGUGGCCUUCCCACUCAGCCUUCCAACGGUACCACCGCCGCUUCAAGUGAGACGUUGAGCAGCACCGAAGGCGGGCGGACCGGCAGUGCAACAACAGGUGGUGAAGCAAGCCCGUCGGUUCCUUCAAGUGGUCUUCCCACGUCAUCCUCCAACGGAACCACCACUUCCGAAACUCUGAGCAGCACCGAAGGCGAGCGCACUGGGACUGCAGCGACUGGUACAGGGCCGAACACUUCGGGUCCCUCGAGCGGCGUGCCUGGGCCUUCAUCCAACGCAACAACGACUACCGGCACAGAAACUUUAAGCAGCACCGCUGGUGAGCGGACCGGUGAGGCAACGAGUCCAACCUACGAGCUGCCUGCCUCGAGCGGUCUUCCUUCAGGUUCUUCCAACGGCACUGUCCCGGCGACGGAGUCUCUGACCACGUCUGAAGGCGCUCGCACCGGCUCAGCGACUACAGGGGCUCCCUCGAGUGGUCUGCCCUCCAGCUCGCCGAAUGGCACUGUGCCGGCAACUGAGACUUUGAGUACGUCUGAAGGCGCUCGCACCGGUUCAGCGACCACGGGAGGGCCUUCAAGUGGCGUACCUUCGAGCUCACCGAAUGGCACGACUCCAGCAACGGAGUCUUUGACUACAUCUGGAGGCGCUCGUACUGGUUCAGCAACCACGGGAGCUCCAUCGAGCGGGUUGCCCUCGAGCUCGCCGAACGGCACUGUGCCAGCCACUGAGUCUUUGAGCACAUCUGAAGGCGCUCGCACCGGAUCGGCGACCACGGGCAGUCCAUCGAGUGGUUUACCCUAUAACUCGCCGAAUGGCACAGUCCCGGCAACGGAGUCGUUGAGUACAUCUGAAGGUGCCCGCACUGGUUCAGCGUCCACAGGAGGCCCCUCCAGUGGCGUCCCUUCAAACUCACAGAACGGAACCACUCCAGCAACAGAGUCUUUGACCACAUCUGCAGGCGACCGCACGGGCUCGGCUACUACGGGCUCGAGCGUUGAUGUCACCACCACGACACUUCUCAAUGUAACAUCGACGGUAGUUGCUCCGUCGAACGGUACCUUGGUCACCGGCAGUGGCGCCACUGCGCUGCUACCGCACGCUACAGGACCCAACUCGACGGCAUCCCUCUCUACUUCUGAAGGCCCCAGGACCGGUGCCUAUUCUACCACGACUACAACAACAGGGACGAGCGGAGCUAGCAGCGGCGCUCCAGUUCCUUCGUCCAACUCUACCAAUGCUUUCCCAACGUAUGAGGUCCCGACUAUCCCAGUGGAGUCUCUCUCGAGCACUUCCAACGCGCGGACUGGAUCUGCCUCUGAAUCCGUCCCGCUUGGAACAGGGAGCAGCGGCUUCCCAGCGCCAUCCGCAAACGCAACCUCUCCUCCCACUACAGGCCCGGCGGGUACUGUUCCUUCGUCCACAAACGCUCCCGGGAACUCAACUGUCCCAGCCGGGACGGGAACUGAGGGUCAGCGUACUGGUAACUUUGCAUCUACAACCACACCCGUCAAUUCAGUUUCAAGUACUUCUGGUGUUCCGUCUGGGUCGAACUCUACCUCUCCCGUUGGCACUGGCCCCAGUUCUUCGGCAAAUUCGACUGCUCCUUUGUCUGGCACGGGUGCUUUCUCCACCAGCGCUCCGUCAGGAACUGCUCCUACCUCCGCUAGUGCGAAUGCGACAUCGACUCUUCCCACGGCACCUAGCGCUCCUGCAAACUCAUCUGAGUCGCUGUCGACUAGCGAGGGUCCCCGGACGGGUGAUUUCUCAACGACCUCGCCUUUGGGAACUGCUCCUACCUACGCUAGUGGAAACGCAACGUCUGCUCCGGGCACAGGGCCCAGCUCACCUGCGAACUCUACAGAGUCUUUGUCGACUAGCGAGGGUCCACGCACGGGUGCUUUCUCGACCACCUCGCCGUUGGGCACUGCCUCCACGGGCUCCCCUGGAGCAAACUCGACUGUGCCGACUGGGAGAACCAUUGCACUAAUCCCCAACACGCGCCUGCGACCGUCGACUCUAGGCACUGCUCCCGCAUAUGCUCCUUCAUCAUCAAACUCUACUUUGCCCAGUGGCACUGGAGCUUCUAGUGGAUCGAUCCCUAGCCCCUCAGCAAACUCGACCGAAUCUUUAUCGAGCACUGAAGGUGAUCGGAACGGUGCCUUCUCAACUACCACUGCGCCUUUGGGCACCGGCCCCAGUAGCGGAGCACCUGUCAACUCAGCCAACUCUACUGCACCCGUCGGCACUGGUGCUUCAAGCAGCAUGCCAACACCAUCUGGGAACUCGAGCGAGUCUUUGUCAAGCACCGAGGCUGGUCGUAGCGGUGCCUUCUCUACUACUUCUGCACCCUUGGCAACCGGCCCGAGCAGUGGAGCACCCGUUAACUCGGCCAACUCCACUGCACCUGUGGGCACAGGCGCUUCGAGCAGUAUCGCUACACCGUCUGCGAAUGCUACCGAGUCUCUAUCGAGCACCCAGGGCAACCGCAAUGGUGACUACACUCCUACCGCACCUUUGGCCACCGGCCCAAGCAGUGGGGCGCCCGUUAACUCUGCAAACUCCACUGCACCUGUUGGCACGGGUGCUUCGAGCAGCAUCCCUACAGCUUCUGCGAACUCUACUGCACCUGCGGGUACGGGGACGGCCGCUUCGAGUAGUAUCCCUACAGCUUCUGCGAACUCAACCGAGUCCUUGUCGAGCACUCAGGGUAACCGCAAUGGUGACUACUCCUCUACUCUUUUGGCCACCGGUCCGAGCAGUGGGGCGCCUGUCAAUUCUGCUAAUGCCACUGUACCUACUGGCACAGCCGCUUCGAGCAGCAUCCCUACAGCUUCCAUCAACUCCACUGCGUCUGUGGGAACGGGCGCUUCGACUGGCGUCCCUUCGUCAUCCGCAAACGCCACGGAGUCUUUGUCAAGCACACAAGAUAACCGUAACGGAGCCUUCUCGACCACACUCUCGGGCACGGGCCCGAGCAGCGGUGCGCCUGUGAAUUCGGUCAACUCAACUGCCCUUCCUGUUGCCACUGGGGUAACGAGCGGCUCCCCCACGCCAUCUGCUAAUGCCACCCUGCCAUUGUUGAGCACCGGGGGUACCAUCCCGGGAAGCCUCCCUACCCUCAUCGGCACCGGACCGAGCUAUGCCCCCUCGAACACAGCCAAUAGCACUUCUCUGCUUGGUACUGGUGCGUCGACUGGCGUCCCGGCGCCGUCAGCUAACGCUACUACGCCUCUGUCAAGUACGGAAGCCCCCCGCACUGGUGAAGCCGCCGCAUCGACAGCUUUGCCGAGCAGUGGCAGCCCAGUCCCCUCGAUCAACGGCACACUGUCCGCAUCCCCGACAGCCCCAAGCUCUUCAUGCGUUGAUACCACCGUCACCUUGCCGGCCGUCACAGUGACUGCUACAGUCACCCAGUUUGCAACAACUGUUUCCGUCUGUGCCAGCGACUGCUCCUCUUCAUCCUCCGCACCCUCCACCUUCUCGACGGGAACCCUCACCACGACAUCCACAUCCACAUCGACCUCGUCCGAGACAUCCACCGUCACGCUAACCUCUUCGACCGCGACAUCCGUCCUCCCCGCAACAACAGGCACCGACACCAGCGAAAGCCCCGGAACAGCCACCAACGCCGCCCGCACCGGCAGCUUCGCCGAAGACACGAGCAGCAGCAGCAGCACCGCCGCACCGCCAUCCUCAACAUCGACAUCGACCUCCGUCGUCGCCACCGCCACAACCACCACCUACGCCUCCCCACCACCACCCCCCUACGCAAAACGCGACACCACCGCGCCCGCCUCCCCCAAUAACCUCCUAGCCAACCCCUCCUUCACCGCCUUCGACGCCAUCUCCACCUCCACCGCCACCGCCUCCGACUCCGACUCCCCCACCUCCUGGCACAUCCACACCGACAGUAACGCCGCCUUCGCCGUCCCGGCCUCCUCCUCCUCCAACAACAACGACGGUAGCAGUGCCGGCGGCAUCAACGUCGUCCUCCAAGACCCCGGCGCCGUGCUCGACCUGACGCAGACGAUCAACCCCCGCGCGUUCAAGCAGGGCGUCGCGUACGACGUGCGCGCCGAAGCGAGCCAGAUGGACGCGCGCGCCAGGUGCGCGGUCGCGGUGCUGGUGGCGGGCGAGGCCGUCGUCGAGGCGGUGCCCGGGGAGAGGGUGGGCACGUUUGGUGGGAGGUGGACGCCGGGCGUGAUGGCCAUGGGGGGUGAGGGUGGGACGCCGGUGACGGUGACGGUGAGGGUGGGGCCGUGUAAGGGGGUUGGCGGGGACGGGGAUGGGGUGGUGGGUGUGAAGGGGGUGGUGGUUGAGGCGAGGAAGGGGAACAAGGGGGAGGGCGAGUUGAGGGUGUGA